AUGUCCGCGUAUACUAAUCGGUUCAAUGAAUUAGUGUCGUUGUGCCCAGGGAUGGUUACUCCUGAAUAUAAAAAGAUUGAAAGGUACAUCUGGGGACUUCCACCCUCAAUUCAAGGAAAUGUGGCUGCAUCAAAACCGACUACCAUCCAAGAAGCUAUUCGGCUGUCACACGAUCUAAUGGAUCAACUCAUUCGCCACACAACCAAAAAUGCGGAAGUAAGAUUCAGCGACAACAAGAGGAAGUGGGAUAACAAUCUGGAAGGAAACUAUGUGCAACUACCAUACGAAAAGCCAAAUACCACUAAGAUAUAUGCUGGGAACAAACCAGUCUGCCACAAGUGCGAUCGCCACCACUACGAAGGACCCUAUAAAGUGUGUGAAAAGUGCAAGAAGGUUGGCCAUCUGGCCAAAGACUGUAGAACCUCGACUCAAGGCAUGAAAGUAAUUCCACCCGGGGGAUGUCAUAACUGUGGAGAGAUGGGACACUUUAGAAGGAACUGCCCGAAGUUAAUGAAUCGAAACGUUAGCCAAGCUCUUGGAAGGGCAUUCAUUAUCACAGAAAAAGAAGGUUGCAAUGAUCAUAACCUUAAGACGGGUACAUUCCCUAUGAACAACUACGCAUCUUUUCUAUUUAAUGUUAGUGGUGAUAAAUGCUUCGUGUGUGAAGAGUGUAGAUUAAUGUCACCUUAA
Messenger RNA from Erigeron canadensis, 690 nucleotides. RefSeq lists its product as uncharacterized. Lineage: Eukaryota; Viridiplantae; Streptophyta; Magnoliopsida; Asterales; Asteraceae. The record is from RefSeq and is a predicted model, not a curated record. Bases 1 to 690 code for a protein of 229 amino acids. Gene Ontology annotation, molecular function: zinc ion binding; nucleic acid binding. The transcript has a single exon.